Molecule: messenger RNA, 776 nt
Organism: Polistes dominula (European paper wasp)
Lineage: Eukaryota; Metazoa; Arthropoda; Insecta; Hymenoptera; Vespidae
Gene: tsu
Product: 40S ribosomal protein S12 homolog tsunagi
Biological process (GO): RNA processing
Cellular component (GO): cytoplasm; nucleus
Molecular function (GO): mRNA binding
Source: RefSeq, a predicted model, not a curated record
AUGAUUAAAAAUAAUUACACUAUUAAAAACUAUAUUGUAAAAAUCGACGCAUAGGAUCGUGCGUAUAAGAAUUCAGAGUGUAUUUUAGAUGAUACAACAAAAACGACACUAGCGCACCUACAAACAGAUAAUAAAAGAAGUUUAGUUGAUGAUUUUAUAUAGUUUGUGAUUACUUCUCUUGGUUAAAUCUACUCUAAACAAAGUGGCGGUUUAGUGAUUUCGGGUUGGAUAGAAUUAAAAUAAGUGAUUACUACGAUAAUUCUUCAAAAUGGUAGAUGUUUUAGACAUCGAUAAUGCUGAAGAUUUCGAGGUUGAUGAUGAAGGCGAUCAAGGAAUAGCUCGAUUAAAGGAAAAAGCAAAAAGAAGAAAAGGUAGAGGACAUGGUGCUGAAUUGGUGUCAACGCGUGAUGAUGUUGGGCAUUAUGAAUCUAUGCACGUUGUAGAAGAAGAUGAUGAUGAACCUGGUCCACAAAGAUCUGUGGAAGGAUGGAUUUUGUUUAUUAAUUCAGUGCACGAGGAAGCUCAAGAGGACGAUAUACAAGAUAAAUUUUCGGAAUUCGGACAAAUAAAAAAUUUGCAUUUAAAUUUAGAUAGAAGAACAGGUUUUUUGAAGGGUUACGCUUUAGUAGAAUAUGAAACGUUUAAAGAAGCGCAAGCUGCGAAAGAGGCAUUAAAUGGUACAGAUAUUUUGGGUCAAGCAAUUUCUGUUGAUUGGUGUUUUGUCAAAGGACCUAAAAAAAUUAGAAAGAGAAGUCAUAGAAGACGGUGAAAAUAAA